Messenger RNA from Pieris macdunnoughi, 276 nucleotides. The record is from the annotation of a GenBank genome assembly. Lineage: Eukaryota; Metazoa; Arthropoda; Insecta; Lepidoptera; Pieridae.
AUGAUACGGCUAUCAGAGAGUGGUGGAUUAUCUAGUGGCUCAGGUACUCUCAGGAAAUGCCACCAGUUUUACGACAGCCCCACGUCAUGGCGAAUAAGCACUGUCAUUAAGUACUGCCCCAGCAUGGGAAGCAGCGUACUAGCGGCUCCUCAGAUGGAUCUCCAGAAAAGGAGAACAGCUGAGAUAGAAUCACUACUAUCACAGGGCGUACUGGAGGAAAAUAGAAGACGCCUACGCCCAGAAAUGGAACAAAUAAAGAGGCUGAUGGUGAUAUGA